This is a messenger RNA of Folsomia candida, 948 nucleotides long. RefSeq names its product peptidoglycan endopeptidase RipA. The record is from RefSeq and is a predicted model, not a curated record. The transcript is spliced from 3 exons. NCBI's taxonomy places the organism in Eukaryota, Metazoa, Arthropoda, Collembola, Entomobryomorpha, Isotomidae. The coding region runs from base 95 to 841 and encodes 248 amino acids.
AAAAAUUGGUAUAAAAACGCGAAAUUGUGCAGAGCAACGACCAUAUUCUUAAGUUUGCAUGUAUGGAAACUUGACUUGAUUCAAACAGGAGGAAAUGAUAUCAAAAGUCUGCCUUGCGAUAUUCGUCGCGACAAAUUUAGCAUUCGGAUACGUGCAAGAAGACCCAUGCAAAAGUUAUCCUGGGGUAUGCAAACCAAAAAUUGAAUGUCCACAGGGUUCCCUUGCCAAGAUAAAUGGGCGCUGGAGCUGUCCCAGCAGUCCGGAUGGGAUCGAGUGCUGUCCUUCCGGGGGUGGAGGGUACAAACAGGAAGAACCUUGCACGAGUUACCCGGGCGUUUGUAAACCGAGUAGCGAAUGUCCGCGUGGAUCUCUGGCGAAAAUAAAUGGUCAAUAUUCCUGCCCCUCGUCCCCCAAUGGGAUUGAAUGCUGCCCCACGGGCGAUGGUGGUGGGGGUGGUGGUGGCGCAGGCGCUAUUGUGGCCGCGGCGCGACGCCAAAUUGGACAACCGUACGUGUGGGGUGGGGGCAACAAGGAUGGUCCGACAAACGGGGGUUUUGACUGUUCUGGACUUUCGCAGUAUGCGGUUUAUCAAGGCGUGAGAAAAGUGGUGCCACGAACGGCGCAGACGCAGUAUGAUUAUGGGGGAUGUGCCAGCGUACCGCUGGGGUCGAGGCAGGCGGGGGAUUUGAUUUUCUGGGGGAAUGGAAGCGGGGUUUAUCAUGUCGCGAUAGUUUCCGGGUAUAAUACGGUCGUGUAUGCGCCACAACAGGGAGAGAGGGUAAAGGAGGGGCCACUUUAUAAUCAGGGAGAGUUGAAGGGUGCGGUCCGUAGGUGUUGGUAAAUACGUAUGCAUGUAAUUAGGCAAUAUGUAUUCACCUGUUAAUAAAAUACUGCUGUGUAUACAGAUAAUCAUCUGAAAUACGUGAUUAUUAAAUUUUGUGUCUGUAA